Molecule: messenger RNA, 1788 nt
Organism: Ixodes scapularis (black-legged tick)
Lineage: Eukaryota; Metazoa; Arthropoda; Arachnida; Ixodida; Ixodidae
Exons: 5
Coding region: 62-1504 (480 amino acids)
Source: RefSeq, a predicted model, not a curated record
GCCUUCAUUUGUGAAGUUACUAAAAGCAACAGCCCCAGAGAGGAACGUGCUCACGCGUCCGAUGCUCAUGACACGCCUUAAGGCGCGCUUCGAUGCCCUGAAGGACAGUUUGCGCUCAACGUUUCAGAAGCUCCAGUUUGUGGCAGUCACCGCGGACUGCUGGACUCGCUUUCACAGGUGUUACCUUGGUGUCACGGUCCUUUGGCUGGACCCGACAACUUUAGAAAGAAAGGUCGCUGCCUUGGCUUGCCGCCGUAUGCACGGGAGCGUAACUUUUGAGCGGCUUGCCACCACUCUAGAGGAGAUAUUCAACGAGUUCGACCUUCUGGGCAAUAUUACGAAAGUCAUCACGGACAGCGGGUCGAAUUUCGUGAAAGCUUUUCGGAUCUACGGUGAGGAGGAAGCCAACGAUGAAGACGAAGAAAAUUGUCAGCCAGUGCAUUUGUGUUCGCUGAUCGAGAGCGCCGAAGAAGGAAGGCACCGCCUGCCACCCCACCACCGGUGCUCAGCACACACUUUGAACCUCAUCGCUACCGUUGACGCGGCUCGUGCAGAGACUGUUGAUCAGGAAUAUUCCACGAUUAAGCAAAGUGUGUUCUCCAAGUGCCAAAAGCUCUGGAAUAAGCAGGGACAGUCCGCGCAAGCAGCUGAUCUGAUCAAAUCCCACUGCGGAAUCUACGUGCCUCGGCCAAAUGUUACAAGGUGGAACUCUACCUUCAAGGCCAUGGAGGCUAUCAACACGUUUCUAGAAAGGGGAACAGACCUAGACGUCCUCUUCUGCAAGCUAGGAAUUCCGAGGCUGCUGCCACCUCACGAGCCCAACUUCAUCAAGGAGUAUUGCAGGGUCAUGAAACCUGUCUGCUGCGCCCUGAAUGUCCUGCAAGGUGACAACUACAUUCACAGUGGCUAUCUGCUUCCGACGCUGGACGUCCUCAUCAAGAAGAUCGAGUAUGAGAAGAUGGCUGGAUUGCGCUACUGCGGACCUCUAGCUGUUUCUCUGUUGGCCGGAAUUCACAAAAGGUUCGACAAUGUGAUGAGUCAGAAGGACCUGCUGGUUGCCGCUACACUGCUCCCGAGAUUCAAGCUGUCGUGGAUUUCGGAUGAAGCCAAGCGAAAUGCGGCCCUCGCGGCCGUCAAGAGCGAGCUGACAGUCUCUUCGCGGCUUGUCGAGAGCCCGGCUUCCCCACUAAAAGCGAACGCAGCAGAAGAGGAUUUCUUUGGAAACCCGUUUGGAAAUGCAUGCACCUCCGUGUCCGGGGAUGAUGAGCUUUCACGGUACUUUCUGGUACCACACAAUUUUGCACUGACGGAGCUAAAAAACAGCUUCCCUCUGAUGCACAAGCUGUUUCUCAAAGUGAACACGGCUGUACCAUCGAGCGCAUCCGUUGAACGCCUAUUUAGCGUAGGCGCGGACGUGUUUACCAAGAAGCGAGGUAGAAUGUCUGAUGCCAACUUCGAAAUUCAGCUGUUGCUGAAGUACAACAGCGGAGUGUGCUUCGGGUAACGGAGGAACUUGUUCACAGCAACUACCGGUACUUCGACAUGUUGUGAAUAAAAUACAUUCAACGUUUCAAUCUCGGCUGGUCUUAAUUUCUUUGCUAAUGAGGGAGGUCGGUUCUUCUGUUAAGUUCCGUGCCAACAUGUCAUAAAUCAGCUUCAUAUAUACUUCCGCGUUUUUCUUUUAACUAUUCGGGUGAAACCCUAAAAAAGAGAGCGUAAUUAAGUUUCCGCAUGGACAUAUUUUAGCUAUGGCGCUUACGCACAUAUCAAACGUCGAAACAGCAAAUG